Molecule: messenger RNA, 1844 nt
Organism: Vigna radiata var. radiata (mung bean)
Lineage: Eukaryota; Viridiplantae; Streptophyta; Magnoliopsida; Fabales; Fabaceae
Product: cytochrome P450 CYP82D47-like
Exons: 2
Coding region: 69-1652 (527 amino acids)
Biological process (GO): defense response to other organism
Molecular function (GO): monooxygenase activity; iron ion binding; heme binding
Source: RefSeq, a predicted model, not a curated record
UAACAGACAGACAUAUAUGUUGUUUAUAAAUACUUUAGCUUAAUUUGGUAUUGAAGAGCGUGAGGGUCAUGGAUGCUUUUGUGCUUAAAACACUUAUUUCAGGCAUUGUUGCCCUGUUAGUGUGGCCUUUGUUUUAUCAAUUUAAGAAAACACUUGGCGGCAAUAGAAAGAUCUGUAGUGCACCUCAAGCAGCAGGUGCAUGGCCUAUUAUUGGCCAUUUGCAUCUCUUCGGGAGUCAUCAACUUACGCACAAAACACUUGGGGUGAUGGCUGAGAAACAUGGACCAAUUUUCACAAUAAAGCUUGGUUCAUACAAAGUUCUGGUCUUGAGUAGCUGGGAGAUGGCCAAAGAGUGUUUUACUGUCCAUGACAAAGCAUUCUCGACCAGGCCCUGUGUUGCAGCCUCAAAGCUAAUGGGCUACAACUAUGCCAUGUUUGGCUUCACUCCUUAUGGUCCUUACUGGCUUCAAGUACGGAAGCUAACGACCAUUGAGCUUCUGUCUAACAAUCGGCUUGAGCCCCUCAAAAACACAAGAACGUUUGAGUUAGAUGCUGCAAUAAGGGGGCUCUACCGGUUAUGGUCAAAAGAAGGGUGUCCGGAGGGAGGAGUUUUGGUAGAUAUGAAGCAGUGGUUUGGAGAUUUGACACAUAAUAUUGCUAUCAGAAUGGUGGGAGGGAAGCCGUAUUGUGGGGUUGGCGAUGGUUAUGCGGAUGGUGAAGCAAGAAGGUAUAGGAGAGCUAUGAGGGACUGUGUAUGUUUGUUUGGGGCGUUUGUGCUGUCUGAUGCAUUUCCAUUUCUGAGGUGGCUAGAUAUCAAUGGAUAUGAAAAGGAUAUGAAGAGAACUGCUAGUGAAUUGGACACUCUAGUUGAAGGUUGGCUAGAGGAACACAAAAGGAAAAGAGCUUUGAAUGUGAAUGGAAAGGAAGAACGGGAUGAUUUCAUGGAUGUCUUGCUGAAUGUUCUGCAGGGCACAGAGAUUUCUGGUUAUGAUUCAGAUACCAUCAUCAAGGCCACUUGCCUGAAUUUGAUUUUAGCAGGAACUGACCCCACCAUGGUCACGCUAACAUGGGUGCUGUCUCUGCUACUUAACCAUCCAACGGAACUUAAACGAACCCAACAUGAACUGGACACUCUUAUUGGGAAGGAAAGGAAAGUUGAAGAAUCUGACAUAAAGAAGCUGGUGUACCUCCAAGCCGUUGUGAAGGAAACUCUGCGCCUAUAUCCACCCAGUCCCAUUAUCACCCUUCGAGCAGCCAUGGAAGACUGCACCUUUUCAUGCGGCUAUCACAUUCCUGCGGGCACACAAUUAAUGGUGAAUGCUUGGAAGAUCCAUCGGGAUGGUCGUGUUUGGAGUGACCCUCACGAUUUCAAGCCUGAAAGGUUCUUGACAAGCCACAAAGAUGUUGAUGUAAAGGGUCAAAACUAUGAGCUCGUCCCUUUUAGUUCUGGAAGGCGGGCAUGCCCAGGUGCCUCACUAGCUCUGCGUGUAGUACAUUUGACCUUGUCCAGACUCUUACACUCUUUCAACGUUGCUUCUCCUUCAAAUCAAGUUGUUGACAUGACAGAGAGCUUUGGACUCACAAAUUUAAAAGCAACCCCCCUCGAAGUUCUCCUAACUCCACGUCUAGACAACAAACUUUAUGAGAACUAGAUUAUAUUAUACUAGUGGUACACGAAGCCUCUAGAUUCUGAAAUCCGGGCUAUCUAUCUUGUAAUAACAAUAGCCGUUAAGUUGCACUGUGUUAUAAAAGCUGGUGUAAUUUGUAGAACUCUGAUCAUUCUGGACUUCAAGAAAAAAUAAAUAAACGAAAGCAAUGCAAGGCCUUCACAAAUAUUAUGUCAU